Molecule: messenger RNA, 2669 nt
Organism: Solenopsis invicta (red fire ant)
Lineage: Eukaryota; Metazoa; Arthropoda; Insecta; Hymenoptera; Formicidae
Product: angiotensin-converting enzyme
Exons: 8
Coding region: 529-2436 (635 amino acids)
Biological process (GO): proteolysis
Cellular component (GO): plasma membrane
Molecular function (GO): metallopeptidase activity; peptidyl-dipeptidase activity
Source: RefSeq, a predicted model, not a curated record
AUGAAGCUCAUGUUCCGAUAUAUAUACUUUGCCAGUGAAAAUCUAUAGUUCACAUAUUGUAAAAUUAUUAGAGUUUCAUUCAUCGAAACACGACCAAAAGUUAUCAACUUGAUAAAACACUGGCAUGACUGGCAUUUAUAGUGAUAAAAAAGAUAGACAUUACACCAUGGACAUUCUCAUCGUUGUUUAAAACAAUCGACUGAAGAGCAUGAAAAUUGUGGAACACGAACAAUUGGAUUGAAAAUGACAAACAGACGAGAGGAUGAACCUUUGACUAUCUAGAUAGUCAAAGCGACGAGCUGAGGAUCCGAGCGACAGGAUCCGAAUUUAUUGGAGAACGCAGGAGUGCGAGAUCAAAUGUUGUCCGCGCAGUGGGGAAAUUACAUAAAAGAUAACGUGUCUCGCUCUCGGAGGCCAGUCGACGAUUGGGAGACGCGGUUACGAAUCGUAGCUGCGGAGAACAUCCGUGAAACCCUUCACUAAAACCACAAGAGAUCGAAUUGUUUCGUAAAGGAUUGGUGAAUCGACAUGCUGCGCCUAAUUUUGACAGCAGCAGUUAUAACUCUGGUGGCAACUAAGCCGACGGAGGAUGCAGCAGACCUCAGUACAAAUCAACAGACUGCCGACAAUCUGAAAAAUGCUCAAGAACUCCUAAAACGUGUUGAUGGGCUUAUUGCAGAAUGGAAUAACAAACAGAGUAUCGCCGGAUGGAAGUACGCGUCGAAUUUGUCGGAUGAAAAUCUGGCAGAAAAGCUAAAGGUGUCUGCAGAUGCGGCGCGCGUCUCCAAGCAGGUUGCUCAGGAAGUGAACGCUUUCCCUUGGAGAGACUUGGCGGAUGAGUCUCUCAAAAGGCAGUUCAAGAAGCUCGGUGUACUUGGACCUGCCGCUCUUCCUGAAGAUAGCUAUGAGGAGUUCGAAAUGACGAUCAGUAAGAUGGAAAAUAUCUACAGUACCGCAAAAAUCUGUGAUUAUAAAAACAAGAACAAGUGCGAUCUUGCGCUCGAGCCAGAAAUCACUGAGGCGUUGAUGACCAGUCGCGACCCUGAGGAGUUGAAGCAUAUCUGGGUGGAGUGGAGGAAAGCAUCAGGCGAAAAAGUCAAGUCUCUGUACCCUAAGUAUGUUGAGCUAGCCAACACCGCAGCGAAACUCAAUAACUUCUCUGAUUACGCAGCAUAUUGGAUGAAGGAGUAUGAGGCUGACGAUUUCACUGAGCAACUUGAGACUCAGUGGCAACAAUUGAAGCCACUAUAUUUGCAACUGCAUGCUUUUGUGCGGCGCGAGCUCAGAAAGAAAUACGGCGAAGACAUCGUUUCCAAGGAUGGCCCAAUCCCAGCCCAUCUAUUGGGUAACCCUUGGGCGCAGACUUGGGCGAAUAUCGCAGAUUUCACCGUACCAUUCCCAGGCAAGCAACUGCCAGACGUCACCGCCGCUAUGAUCGAACAAGGUUACAAUGCGACGAGCAUGUUCCGUCUCGCCGAGAACUUCUUCACCUCGAUCAACUUGUCUCCUAUGCCGGACACAUUCUGGGAAAGAUCGAUUCUAACAAAACAGGAAGGCGUAGAUAUGAUCUGUCACGCGAGCGCGUGGGACUUCUAUGAUGGUGACGAUUUCAGGAUUAAACAAUGCUCGCGCGUUAACAUGGAGGAUUUGUUGACGGCACAUCACGAGAUGGGUCACAUCGAGUAUUAUCUGCAGUACAAAAACCAACCUGCAGUUUUCAAGGAGGGCGCAAAUCCAGGUUUUCACGAGGCGGUCGGUGACGUUAUUUCUCUCAGCGUGUCCACCCCUAGUCAUCUCAAGAAGAUCGGUCUACUGAAGGAUGAUUCAACUGAUUAUGAGGCACUUCUCAAUCACCUUUACGUAAAGAGUCUUGAAAAGAUCGUCUUUCUGCCGUUCGCUUAUAUGAUGGACCGAUGGCGUUGGAACGUAUUCCAGGGAAAAGUCACACCCGAUAAUUACAACUGUAACUGGUGGGCGCUGACCGAGGAGUACCAGGGCAUUGAACCUCCUGUGGAUAGGACGGAAGAAGACUUCGAUCCUGGCGCGAAAUAUCACAUAAUCGCGGACGUUGAGUAUAUAAGAUACUACGUGAGCUUUGUGAUACAAUUCCAGUUCCACAAGGCAUUGUGCACCAAGGCGAAGCAAUACGAUCCAAAUAAUCCAGAUGCCAAGCUGUUAAGUCAAUGUGAUAUUUACGAUAGUAAGGAUGCCGGAAAUCUGCUGAAAUCUAUGUUGGAGUUGGGUUCUUCGAAACCAUGGCCAGACGCGAUGGAAAAGAUCUCAGGUCAGAGACAAAUGGACGCGAGUGGACUUUUGGAAUACUUCAAACCUUUAACUGAUUGGUUGACUGAAGAAAACAAGAAAACUAAUGAAUACAUUGGAUGGAAGCCCUCUAAGAAACAAUGUGUACAAACGAGAGGAGAGCUUAUGAGCUAGAGCUAUUGAUGAACUUUUGGAAUAAAAUUCUCCAUUAAUAAAUAAAAAUAGGAAAUAUAUUUUGAGAUGAACAUCACACAAAAUACUGCGUUUUGUAGUGCAAUAAAUCUAAUGUAUGAAAUUAUUCCAUGAUCAAAUAAAUGCGUUCUGACCAUUUCGAAUAAUGAACAAAUGUUCGUAACGGAUUUUGUUUCGAGUUUUGUUUUAAAUAAAAUAUGCAUUCCAUCUUUUAA